Messenger RNA from Elaeis guineensis (African oil palm), 1903 nucleotides. RefSeq names its product phosphatidate cytidylyltransferase 5, chloroplastic. NCBI's taxonomy places the organism in Eukaryota, Viridiplantae, Streptophyta, Magnoliopsida, Arecales, Arecaceae. The record is from RefSeq and is a predicted model, not a curated record. Gene Ontology annotation, molecular function: transferase activity, transferring phosphorus-containing groups. Gene Ontology annotation, cellular component: membrane.
AAGAAAGAACAAGAAAGGGCAAAAGAAAAAGGUAAAACGAAAAGAGGAGAACGGAACUUCAGAGAUAACCGGAGGAGAUAUCCUGUACCUCUGGAGUCGGGAUCUCUUCUUCUUCUCGAGUACCGUCACCGCCUCCGUUUCCUUCCGGAAUAUGCCGCCGGUCUGAUCACCCCCCCGACGGGCCAUAGCAGCGAUGGCUGCCCGCCUCUACCUCGGGCGCUGCCCGCUUUUCCCCCUCUCCCUCUCCUCACCCUCCCCCUCACCCAAAUCCCUCACCCUCGCGCUUCCCCGCCCCCUUCCCCCCAUCCACCUCCGCUUCCACCUCGUCCUCCGCCGCCCCCGUCGCCUACCAUUCCGCUUCACCGCCGCUUUCGUCCCCUCCUCCGCCGCCGAUGGCCCCGCCGACCACGAACUCCCCCUAAAGGAUGUGGAGGCGUCGGCGGUAAUCGAUCAGCAGCGGCAGAAUCAGGGGAGCCAGCUGAGGAAGAGGGUGAUUUUUGGGCUGGGGAUCGGAUUGGGCGCCGGAGGUGUCGUCGUGGCUGGGGGAUGGGUGUUCACCGUGGCGGUGGCGGCUGCGGUGUUUGCCGCCGCUCGCGAGUACUUUGGGUUGGUCAGGAGUCGGGGGAUUGCCGCCGGGAUGACGCCGCCUCCCCGAUACUUAUCGAGGGUUUGCUCGGUUAUCUGUGCCCUCAUGCCCGUACUGACGCUGUAUUUUGGUCACAUGGAUGUGUCUGUAACAUCAUCAGCUUUUGUUGUUGCAAUGGCGUUAAUUUUACAGAGAGGAAAUCCCCGUUUCGCCCAACUCAGUAGUGCAGUGUUUGGGCUGUUCUACUGUGGCUAUCUUUCCUGUUUCUGGGUCAAACUUCGUUGUGGUUUGUCUGCUCCUGCACUAAAUACCAAUAUUGGAAGAUCCACUCUUUCAGAAAUUGGAAAUGUCUGGCCGGUUCUUCUUGGUGGGCAAGCUCAUUGGACCGUUGGACUUGUUGCAACCUUGAUUUCUAUUAGCAGCAUUAUUGCAGCAGACACAUUUGCUUUUCUAGGUGGAAGGGCAUUUGGUCGUACACCACUUACUAACAUAAGUCCAAAGAAGACUUUGGAAGGAGCAUUAGCUGGACUAAGUGGCUGUAUAGUCAUUGCAGUACUGCUAUCGAAGAUUUUAUGCUGGCCUACAUCCCUAAUAAGUGCUUCUGCUUUUGGAAUUCUGAACUUCACGGGAUCUCUGUUUGGGGACCUUGUUGAGUCUAUGAUUAAACGUGAUGCUGGUGUUAAAGACUCUGGAUCACUCAUACCUGGACAUGGAGGCAUACUUGAUAGAUUGGACAGCUAUGUGUUCACAGGUGCCCUAUGUUACUCCUUUGUGAAGAUUGCCCUGCCACUCUUUGGCGUUUAGUUAUCAUCAAAAUCAAUUUGGGUGGGGAGUUCAAGUGUUCUGCUUGCCCUCUUCUUGCGAACCGGAACCUGAGUCUAACAAAUUGACAAAAUAGAAUGGAGGAAAAGUAGUCUGGGAUUUUCAAGCAGUGAUAUGUUGGUGGUGAUUGUGAAGAAAUCCUUCAAUUGGUGGCAUACUGUUUCUGAUUCUUUUUUAGGUGGAGGACAUGUCAAUACCACAGGAGAUCUAGAUGAUGUAUUCAUGUUGUAGAAAUUCUUGGUAUCAAUUGGAAUCCAAUAUUUGUGCAACAAUGCUUUCCAAAGUCACUGAUUAAAGUGAGGCUGGAGAGAAUGUACACAAUUUGGAAUUUUUCCUCUGGAGCUGUUAUGCUUGAAGAUUCGUAAAUUUAGUCGAGGCAACCUUGACGAGAACAGCGAGUAUAGCAUCAUGAGAAUUACUUGGUUCUAUCUGUAUACCUAUUCUUUUGACUUUGCAAUGAUAUAUUUUGAUCGAAAAAAGGACUUUGCAAUGAUA